UGACUCUAGCCAUAGCAGUUUCGAAACCUCAAAUGUGUAUAAUGGGAGCAGCAUUCGCGAAAGUAGUAGAAGAAGAAUUGACAGUUUUGAUAGAGAUUGUUGAAACACAUCCAUCUCUCAAAUCAUAA
Messenger RNA from Acaulospora morrowiae, 128 nucleotides. NCBI's taxonomy places the organism in Eukaryota, Fungi, Glomeromycota, Glomeromycetes, Diversisporales, Acaulosporaceae. The record is from the annotation of a GenBank genome assembly.